This is a messenger RNA of Perca fluviatilis (European perch), 1670 nucleotides long. RefSeq lists its product as uncharacterized. The coding region runs from base 205 to 1077 and encodes 290 amino acids. The record is from RefSeq and is a predicted model, not a curated record. The transcript has 3 exons. NCBI's taxonomy places the organism in Eukaryota, Metazoa, Chordata, Actinopteri, Perciformes, Percidae.
AUUAACAACUCCACGCAGUUCCCUAUCGGUCUGACAGCAAGAAAGCAGCAGACAGGAUAGCAGCUGGUCAGGGGAACAUCAUCAUCACUCUGCACAGUCAUCACAACAUCUCCAGCAGACACAAACUGGACCACAUCUCUCUGAGCCACGCGUUACCCAGAAAACUACAACCUCCAUCUUUGAUCUGAUCCUGAUAACAAGAAGAUGGGUGAUGCGCAGAGCAGAAUGGAGAAUUUCAAGAAUCAAAUCAAAGACGGUCCAGAUCUGAGAGUCAACACGACCAUUGUGAUGUUCACAGGUCUGUCGUCUUCAGACACUCUGACCCAACACUACAAGAAGAGGAAAAUGGAGGGGGGCCUGGUUGCUACAGGCUUGAUCAAGAGCCUGCUGGAGAUAGUGGGCAACAUGACACCAGCUCCUGCACUGGCGGGCCUCGGAACGAUGGCCAUCUCCAUCAUCAUCGACUCGUUUUACCCCAGUCUUCCUGAGGAAAGCACGAAGGACGCUCUGCGGAGCGUGUUUGCCGAGGAGAAGGCCUCCGAGGUCUGGGAUCAGAUCGACGAGUGCCUGAAGAGAUGCGUGAUGCACAUCAAAAACGACCACGAACUGGUGACUGACAUCAGACGGAUCGAGGUCCAGUUGAGCACCGCCCUCACCAAGCUGAAGAACUCCAUGGUGAAGGACGGCCACAUGUCGUCUCAGGCUCUGAAGGCCUGGGUGAACGGGGCAGCCUUCCAUGUCCAGAUGCUGAUUCACCUGGUGAGACUCGGAGGGACUCAAACCUGCGACCCUGUGGAGAGACUCCUCUCGACUUACCUGAGAGACCUGGACACGCUGUUCAAAGAGCACAGGGAAAUGAUCGAGGCUAAGUGCCGUAAUCUCCGAGCCCCUUCUCGUCUGGUCGAUGAAGAGUCAAAUGUGUAUCACAUAGCUCAUGCCAGCCAUGUUGAAUACUUUGAUGUUUAUUAUGAUCAGAGGUACAUGAGCCAGAAGUAUAACAUUGAGCGUUACUUCUGUGAUGUAAAACAGAACCUGCAGAUGCUGGUUGAUCAGAGAGGAUACUUAAAGGUGUACUGAAAGAGGCCGAUACAUCUGAAGAGAUGCACAGGCAUUUUCAUCUUCAUGGUCUUUAAUCUGAUGACACAUAGCUGAAGAAUGACACUGAUGCAGUGCAUUUAAUAAGUAAUCAUUAUAAAUACUUUGUUAUGAUGAUUUUACAUUUAUUAUUCUAUCGUUUUAUGGCAUUGUGCUGUUUUAUGACCUGACUCAGUUUCUGAGUUUAUAAAGGGGUGGGGGGGGGAUUUAGCUUCUUUAGACUGAUAGCUCUUCAGCAUUUUCUCGUGAUGUUUUGAUUGCCCUCAACAUACAAUUUAUGUUAAUUUUUUGAUUUAUUGUUAAUGAGUUUUUGACAUAUCAUUGCAGAACACAUGCACACAGACACGCACACAGACACACACACACACACGCACAGAGACACUGUUUGAGUUUUAUGCUCAUUUCUUUUCUGAGUUUAUAACAGAUGUGUAUUUAGCUUCUUUAGAGUGAUAGUUUUUCAGCAUUCACACACACUUUCUCGUGAUGUUUUGAUGGUCCUUAACGCACACAAUUUAUCUUCAUCUUUGAUUUAUUGUUACAGUUUUUUUUCGAUUGCUAAACGACAGUGGGCACAA